This is a messenger RNA of Cyprinodon variegatus (sheepshead minnow), 1275 nucleotides long. RefSeq names its product eukaryotic translation initiation factor 3 subunit I (gene eif3i). Lineage: Eukaryota; Metazoa; Chordata; Actinopteri; Cyprinodontiformes; Cyprinodontidae. Gene Ontology annotation, molecular function: translation initiation factor activity; RNA binding; protein binding. The coding region runs from base 129 to 1106 and encodes 325 amino acids. The record is from RefSeq and is a predicted model, not a curated record. Gene Ontology annotation, cellular component: eukaryotic translation initiation factor 3 complex, eIF3m; cytoplasm. The transcript has 11 exons. Gene Ontology annotation, biological process: cytoplasmic translational initiation.
CACAAGUAAGAAGCUACUUCCUUUUCCGCCGCUGCUCCGGCGCCUCGUACACGAGUGUUCAUCUUUUCACUGUUGACGUGUGGAUUUGUGAACAAACCGAACGGACUCAUAGCGCUUAGCUGACGAAAAUGAAACCCAUCCUGCUGCAGGGCCAUGAGAGGUCCAUCACUCAGAUAAAGUACAACAGAGAAGGAGACCUGCUGUUCUCUGUGGCCAAAGACACGGUAGCAAACGUCUGGUACUCAGUGAACGGGGAGAGGCUGGGUACCUACAAUGGACACACAGGAGCUGUGUGGUGUGUGGACUGUGACUGGGACACCAAGAACGUGUUGACAGGAUCAGCAGACAACAGCUGUCGACUGUGGGACUGUGAGACCGGUAAACAGUUGGCUCUGCUCAACACCAACUCGGCUGUCAGGACGUGCGGCUUCGACUUCAGCGGAAACAUCAUCAUGUUUUCCACAGACAAGCAGAUGGGUUACCAAUGCUUCCUGAACUUCUUCGACCUGAGGGAUCCACAGCAGAUAGAGGACAACAACCCCUACCUGUCCAUCCCCUGCAGCGAGCACAAGAUAACCAGCGCCGUGUGGGGACCUCUGGGGGAGUUCGUCAUCGCUGGCCAUGAGAACGGAGAGAUCAACCAGUUCAGCGCUAAGUCUGGAGACGUUCUGAAGAUGGUAAAGGAGCACAGCAGGCAGAUCAACGACAUCCAGUCAUCCGUGGAUCUCACCAUGGUGAUCACAGCCUCCAAGGAUAACACCUCUAAGCUGUUCGACUCCAACUCUCUGGAUCACAUCAAGACGUUUCGGACAGAGAGGCCCGUGAACUCGGCCGCCAUCUCUCCUAAAAUGGACCACGUGGUGAUGGGAGGCGGACAGGAAGCCAUGGAGGUCACCACGACCUCCACCAGGAUCGGCAAGUUUGAGGCGAGGUUCUUCCAUGCCGCCUAUGAGGAGGAGUUUGGCAGGGUCAAAGGUCACUUCGGUCCCAUCAAUUGUGUGGCGUUCCAUCCUGACGGCAAAAGCUACAGCAGCGGAGGAGAAGACGGAUACGUACGAAUUCAUUACUUUGACCCACAGUACUUUGAUUUUGAACUGGAGGCGUAAAAAUCCGCUUCAGCCAACAGACACACCUGGAAGGAAAACAUCCAUCGCUUUGCUCCGAUCUCUAGUUCUACGUUAAAAUUUUUAAUAUUUACCAGCAGUGAUAACAUUUAACUGUUCAUUUUUGAAUUGAUUCAAUAAAAAGAAGGAAGGUCAAGAAAAAGAUGUGCUG